Anopheles maculipalpis is the source of this 1455-nucleotide messenger RNA. RefSeq names its product UDP-N-acetylhexosamine pyrophosphorylase-like protein 1 (gene mmy). The transcript has a single exon. Lineage: Eukaryota; Metazoa; Arthropoda; Insecta; Diptera; Culicidae. Gene Ontology annotation, molecular function: UDP-N-acetylglucosamine diphosphorylase activity. Gene Ontology annotation, biological process: UDP-N-acetylglucosamine biosynthetic process. Bases 1 to 1455 code for a protein of 484 amino acids. The record is from RefSeq and is a predicted model, not a curated record.
AUGAGUGAAAGGUACGCCACGAUUGCAGAACAACUGGCCAAAUGGCACCAGGACCAUUUGCUGGCGUUCUGGGACGUGCUAUCUGAGCAGCAACGGACCACGCUGCUCGAUUCGCUCUCCGAUAGCGUCGACUGUGGUGCGUUGGAUGAAGCGUUCCGCCGUGCCAUGGCAACCGCCACGUCGACGAAGGAAGAUUUGAACGAGCUGCUGAAACCGCUCGCCCGCGAACGGUACCUAUCGGUUGCCGAAGCAAAGGAGGCGGAACUAGAGAAUUUGCGACAGAUAGGACUAGAACAGAUCCGGGCAGGCCGAGUUGGUGUGAUUCUGCUGGCCGGUGGACAAGGCACACGGCUCGGUUCGUCCGCCCCGAAAGGCACGUAUAACGUGCAAUUACCGUCGGGAAAGUCACUGUUUCAACUGCAAGCCGAACGUAUCAGGAAGCUUCAGCAAUUAGCCGGUGGUGACGGUCGGAUCCACUGGUACAUUAUGACCAGCGAGCAUACGCACACGGAAACACUCGACUACUUCCGGGAGAACGAUUACUUUGGACUUCCGGGCGAGCAGGUUCGCAUGUUCCGCCAGCGCAGCGUACCGUGCGUGGAUUUCGAAGGCCGCAUUCUUCUGGAUGAAAAGUGGAAAGUGUCCACCGCUCCGGACGGUAACGGAGGUAUCUAUCGGGCGCUCAAGGACGAAGGCAUACUGGACGAACUGGAACGGACAGGCGUCCAGUAUCUCCACGCCCACAGUGUCGACAACAUACUGAUCAAAGUUGCCGAUCCAGUUUUCAUCGGCUACUGUGUCCGCAAGGAGGCCGACUGCGGUGUGAAGGUGAUCGAGAAGGUACAACCGGACGAAGCGGUCGGUGUAGUGUGCGAGGUGAAAGGCAAGUACCAGGUAGUUGAGUACAGUGAGCUCUCGAGUGAAACGGCCAAUCGACGUAAUCCGACCGAUGGCAAGCUUACGUUCAAUGCGGGCAACAUUUGCAACCACUUCUUUACCAUCAGCUUUCUAAGGCGCAUUGCCGACACGCAAAUGCCACUGCACGUGGCCAAGAAGAAGAUCCCGUACAUCGACACGGCGACCGGAGAACGGGUAAAGCCCAACGCUCCGAACGGCAUCAAGAUGGAAAAGUUCAUCUUCGACGUGUUUCCGCUGGCGGAACGGUUCGUAGCGCUGGAGGGUCGCCGGGAGGAAGAGUUCAGUGCCCUCAAGAAUGCCGAUUCGGCCGGGAUAGAUUGUCCGUCGAGUGUGCGGGGCGACAUAUACCGAUUGCAUCGGAAGUGGCUUAUCAAAGCAGGCGCGGUCGAAGUGCUUGAUGCUGCCGAUGCAUCAUUUGAUUGCGAAAUUUCUCCGCUCUUAUCGUACGCGGGCGAAGGUUUGGAGUUGGCUGCCAGCGGUCAAAGCUUCCGCUGUCCCGUGCAUCUAACCGGAACCGAUGAGCGACUUGCUGAUUAG